AUGACUACAAGAGGGGACAUACGCCUUUCAGUAAGCGAUAAGGGUGGGGAAUUCGUAGUCAUGUCACAGGCUCUUGAUCGGGAAAUAACAAAUCUUCACUUGCAAGAUGAAACGAUCUAUCGCCGUGUAACAGAGAAAGAAUUCCUUGUGCAGUGCAAACGCUUGAAUCAUGUAUGGAUGACUAUGGGAAAAUCUGCUGGCCUUGACGAACGAUUUGUUAGCCGCCUAAAGCUUGACAAACCGACCUGCCCUGUGUUCUACAGCCUCAUCAAAACGCAUAAGCUGAAACCCGAUGAGGUCAACUCAACAUCAGCGGCCACAUUCAAAAUCCGACCAAUAAUAAGUUGUGUGGGAGGACCAACGGAUCGCAUUUCGUGGUUCCUUAAUAAAAUCGUGAGUCAAAUUUUGCCUAAAAUACCAUCUCAUUUGUCGAACACGCACCAUUUCCUUGAGCGAUUACGCAAUGCGAGAGUUGAGGGCAACUGCGUAAUAGAGUCCUUUGAUGUAACCUCACUCUACACGAAUGUAAAAAACAGUGAGGCGCUGCAAGCUCUCUCUGAGAUGAUAGAUUUGUAUGGUAACAACUUGGAAACAUAUGGACUAAGUAAAUCUCGCAUAAUAACGCUUAUCAAGGAAUGCCUGAAUUGUAAUAUCUUCAGGUGGUCAGGAAAUUAUUUCGCGCAACUGAGAGGGCUAGCAAUGGGUCAACGAUUAGCACCAGUACUGGCGAUCUGCUUCAUGAGCAGAAUCGAAGAACCAGUACUUUCGCGUAGACCAAUAAUGUAUUGCAGAUAUAUUGACGACUGUUGCAUCAUAACAUCAACACAGUCCGAAAUGGACGAGUGUUUCCGAAUACUCAACCAACAAUCGCAAUAUAUAAGACUCACACGAGAAACCCCAAAGAAGGAUGGCUUCCGUACCUCAACACACAAAUAA
Molecule: messenger RNA, 936 nt
Organism: Necator americanus (New World hookworm)
Lineage: Eukaryota; Metazoa; Nematoda; Chromadorea; Rhabditida; Ancylostomatidae
Exons: 1
Coding region: 1-936 (311 amino acids)
Source: RefSeq, a predicted model, not a curated record